AUUGCCACCUUUUCAGUUCGGUUACUUUAUCGAAUCUCAUCCACUUUACUUCUUUGAAUCACGUAUUAUUAAGGCAAUUUUUUUACUGUAUACUAGUGAAAAGUGCAAAGGAAGCAACUUGUACGACGAUUUUUGCAACCAUCAAUAAGAAAAUGAAGUACAUUUUGGUGACUGGUGGUGUAAUUAGUGGAAUUGGCAAAGGAGUUAUCGCCAGUUCAAUUGGCACGAUCUUAAAGCACUGUGGGCUUCAUGUUACAUCCAUCAAGAUUGAUCCAUACAUCAACAUUGAUGCAGGAACGUUUUCACCAUUUGAGCAUGGUGAGGUUUUUGUCCUUGAUGAUGGUGGAGAAGUGGACCUCGAUCUUGGUAAUUAUGAAAGAUUCUUGGAUGUUACUCUCCAUCGUGACAACAACAUCACAACUGGGAAAAUCUACCAACAAGUCAUUGAAUGUGAAAGAAGGGGGGACUACUUGGGAAAAACUGUUCAAGUUGUUCCUCAUAUAACUGAUGCAAUUCAAGACUGGGUGGAAAACGUUGCUAAAAUACCUGUUACUGAUGAUGAAAAAGAGCCUGAAGUGUGUAUCAUUGAGCUUGGAGGAACUAUUGGAGACAUUGAAGGAAUGCCCUUUGUGGAGGCUUUCAGACAGUUUCAGUUCCGAGUGAGCCAUGAGAGUUUUUGCUGUGUUCAUGUUUCACUGGUUCCCCAACCUAAAUCAACAGGCGAAUCAAAAACCAAACCAACUCAAGCUAGUGUGAAGGAAUUGAGAGGAUCUGGGUUGUCUCCAGAUUUAAUUGUCUGUCGUAGUGAAAUGCCCAUUAUUGAUGAAGUUAAACAGAAAAUAUCCAAUUUCUGCCAUGUUAAGCCAGAUAGGGUUAUCUGUAUCCAUGAUUGCACAUCAACAUACAGAGUGCCUUUGAUGCUGGAAGAACAAGGGUUGAUCCAGUUUUUUAGUGAAAGACUUCAACUUAACAUAGCUACUCCGGCGCGACCUAAAAAAUUUAUGUGGAAAUGGCGAGACCUUGCUGACAGGCAUGACAAUGUCCGUAAGGUCGUUGAGAUUGCUUUGGUUGGCAAGUAUACACAAUUGGAAGAUGCUUACGCCUCCGUUACAAAGGCAUUACAGCAUUCAGCCCUCUUUGUCAAUCGCCGUUUGAAUCUCUCGUACAUAGAAGCCACAAGCCUUGAAGAAGCAACCAAAAUAGAGAACCCCGUCAAAUAUCAUCAGGCUUGGCAAAUUUUGUGCCGCAGCGAUGGCGUUAUUGUACCUGGCGGUUUCGGUAAGCGAGGAAUGGAAGGAAAAAUUGCUGCCGUUACUUGGUGUCGGACUACCCGAAAACCCUUCCUCGGUGUAUGUCUUGGUUUACAAGCAGCCGUCAUUGAGUUUACUAGAAAUGUUAUGAAUUGGAAAGACGCCAACACAACAGAAAUCGAUCCGGAAUCUCCAUAUCCUGUAGUAAUCGACAUGCCGGAACACAAUUCUGGUCAAAUGGGUGGUACAAUGCGUCUAGGGAAAAGAACCACCAUUUUCCAUGGAGAUUCGAUUCUCAAAAAGCUGUAUGGAAACGUUGGAGCCAUAGAUGAACGUCAUCGUCAUCGAUACGAAGUCAAUCCAGAAUUCGUCGACAAAAUUGAAAAAGCAGGUCUUCAUUUCGUAGGUCGGGAUGAAUCCGAAACUCGUAUGGAGAUAAUGGAGCUGCCAGUUUCUACUCAUCCUUAUUUUGUAGCCACCCAAUACCAUCCAGAAUACAUUAGUAGACCACUGAAACCAUCGCCACCUUAUCUGGGACUUCUUUUAGCUGCAGUGGGCAAACUUCAACCUUAUUUGAACAACGCCAUGUCAUCCAACACCACAUCAGAAGAUGGAGAGAAUUCAGUUGUGAAAGAAGAAAGUAACUUGUCCCUCAUGAGUGAAAUGAAUUCUGAAGAAAGUACCAAUCCCCAAUGGAAUUUAGGGGGGAAAUUAGUUAUCAAGGCACAGUUAAGGGAUGAUAUUCGACGUAUUCCCAUACAUAAUGAAGACAUAACGUAUGAUGAGCUUGUUUUGAUGAUGCAACGCGUUUUUAGAGGAAAGUUGUCGACAAGUGAUGAAGUGCUGUUGAAAUAUAAGGAUGAAGAUGGAGACCUGGUUACAAUAUUUGAUAGUUCUGAUCUAACAAGUGCCAUACAAUGCAGUCGCACCUUGAAGCUCACAGUUUUUUUGAACAGUCAGACUGAAGAUUCACUGAUUGAUGAGAAGCCAAACAAAGGAAUCACUAAUAUCCUAGCAAUCAGGAAGGAGUUAUCUGGCAUUCGUGACCGGGUUAUUCACUUGCUAGAUCAGUUGGAUAUAGCUCCACAGGAGUCAGUCAGUAGAGACUCACCAGUGACUAACCAUGUUGAAGCAGAGAAGCAAAUAGUGCAGACUGUUAAAGCAACUACAGGUCAUGCAAAAGAAUUUGAUCCUUAUCUACAGAAGAAUGACAUGGGGAAAGAAGCAGAUAAAGUUUCUGAAGCUUUUGGUGUUGAGCCAAUGUCUCAGGCUGAAGGCGCAAUCGCAACUUCGAGGCAGCAAACACCAGCACUGCAACCUAUUGCUGGGGCUGCAGUUGUUCAACCGAUUGCUUCGCAGCCGCCUAAUACUGCUGGUAUGCAACAAAUAGGCCAACAGCAGCUUCCACAGCAACAGCAGGGGAUGCCUACCCAUCCAAUGCAACCAACUCAACCUUCCAUGGGCUCUCCAUAUCAUUCGCCGGCCUACCAACAGCAGCCACAACCACUAGGGCAACAACGGUUCCAGCCACAGACUUCAACCGCUUAUAGUCUCUCGGCGCAACAACCCACUACUUAUCCUCAAGCGGGCUACAGCCCACAGUCAAUCCAGCAGCAAGCGUAUGCUCAACCGGCGCCAUAUAAUCCACAGGGAUCAACUCAGCAACAGCAGCAAAAUCAACCUCAUGUACCAGGCCAACCUGGAGCUCCUCCGGUACAAUACGGUGGUGGUGCUAGUCAGCCGACGCAAACUUACAAUCCGGCUGUUCCGUCGCAGGGAGGACAGCAGUUGCCACAGGGUCAGGGUGGAUUUAACUAUCCUGGUUAUCCACCCACCGCGACUACUCCUACGAAUCCAUAUAGCAGAGGAGGACAACCUGCCCCACCAUAUGCUAGCAGACCGCAGCCGCCUCAGUAUCACUAAUGGCAAAAGUUGGGAUUAAGGAUUAGCCAAAAUUCAUAUUUUCAAUCAAAUCUUUCACUUAU
Messenger RNA from Daphnia carinata, 3235 nucleotides. It is a transcript of the gene Ctps, whose product is annotated as CTP synthase 2-like. The record is from RefSeq and is a predicted model, not a curated record. The transcript is spliced from 13 exons. Gene Ontology annotation, biological process: CTP biosynthetic process; pyrimidine nucleobase biosynthetic process. Gene Ontology annotation, cellular component: cytoophidium; cytoplasm. The coding region runs from base 153 to 3173 and encodes 1006 amino acids. Gene Ontology annotation, molecular function: identical protein binding; CTP synthase activity. NCBI's taxonomy places the organism in Eukaryota, Metazoa, Arthropoda, Branchiopoda, Diplostraca, Daphniidae.